GGAGGCUGGGGUCGCCGCGGGGCCGCACGGGGGCGGAGGGCAGGCGGCGGUGGCCGUGCCGCUCCUGGAAGAAGCGCAGGAAGGCGGCGCGGGCCCGGCCGCCGGGUGACUAUAGGUCGAGGAUUAGAUCUCACGUACCAGCUGGUGUCAAAAACAUGUCCCUUGAUGAUCUCUCGUAAGCACUGUGUUUUCCAGCAAAAUGCAGAAGGGCAGUGGACUGUCAAGGAUAACAAGAGUCUGAAUGGAGUUUGGCUUAAUAAACAGCGCCUGGAUCCUUCAAAAACCUAUCCUAUAACUGAAGGAGACCGUAUCCAGUUGGGAGUGCCUUUGGAAAACAGAGAGACCGCCGAAUAUGAGUAUGAAGUAAUUAAAGAGGAAUGGGAGAAAAUCAGACCCUAUUUAGCCCAAAGGAAUGACCUGGGGAAAGCUAAGAGUUCGAGAACUAAACGUAAAUUUAGUUUGGAGGAAUCAGAGACAUCUGGAUCAGAAGGCCCUUCAAAUUCCAGAUCCAAAAGAGACAGGGUGUCCUAUGACAGUGAACCUUUGGGUAAACCAUGUGGAAGGGUAGAAGAGGUAAAAGAGUUGACAGAGAAGAUGGAUGUCAAGCUGCCUUCUCCUGGUUCAAGUGAGGAGGACGGUGGUCCAGCGCGUAUCACUCCUGUGCAAGCCAAGAAAGCUGUGUCUGUCGCACCUAAGGACCAGAAAGACUCUGUUCUUUCUCAGUCGUGGACUGGCCUGGAAAAGCUGAGGAAAACUCUAGGAGAUAUAAAGGAGUUAAAAGUCAGAGUGCAGGAUAAGCAGACAGCAGUUCUGAAUGCGAAGCAAAAGCGCAGGAAGGCUGCUCAGAAGACGAUCCUAGCAAUGGAACAGGAGCUGCAGGAAUUACAGGAGCAGCUAUGCACAGAGCAAGAGCAGCAUCAGCAGCAGAUGGAAGAGCUGGAGAAGACGUUCUCCAAAGAGCAGCAGAAUCUAGAGGGAGUAAAGUGGCAACAUGGAGAAGAGAAUCUGAAGGCGCAGCUGGCCCAGGUCCUGCAAGAGCAUCAUGCUUUGAUGGAAGAACUGAGCCGUAAUAAAAAGGAUUUCGAAGAGAUAAUUCAAGCCAAGAAUAAAGAACUGGAAGAAACGAAGGAAGAGAAGGAAAAGGUGAGAGCCCAAAAAGAAGAAGUGUUGAAUCAGAUGAAUGACGUGUUGGAGAAUGAGCUGCAGUGCACAAUCUGUUCUGAACACUUCAUUGAGGCAGUCACUCUGAACUGUGCGCACAGUUUCUGCUCCUACUGUAUCAAUGAGUGGACGAAACGUAAAGUGGAGUGCCCUAUCUGCAGGCAGGAGAUUAAGUCAAAGACGCGCUCUCUGGUGCUGGAUAACUGCAUUGAUAGGAUGGUAGAAAACCUGGAUGUGGAAAUGAAAGAGCAUCGCCUGUCCCUGAUCAGAGAGCGGAAAGAGAAAUGGAAGGUGUUGGUGAACCCAGCUGUGGACAAUGACAGCAGUGUCAUUCCUUCCAUCUACCCCAUCUUGUCAGUGAGCAGCUGUGACAGUGAGGACUCUGAGGAAGAUUCUUACCAUGGUGAAAGCUACUGCAUUAUCUAAACACUAACUUUUUUGGACUGGUUUGUCUGUACGCUGCCAAGAACCAACCUAAUGGUAUUUGGUUUACUACUGCUGGAGAGGCGGAUUGGACAUCUGGAAGGAGAGAUUCUGUGAAGAGGCCAUAACUGGAGCUGAGAAGUAGCAGCGUUUGGAAGAAGGACUUUAUUUUUUAAAUGAGUGUACAGAAGCUUAAUCUCUAAAAUGAAAUUUGGAUCGUGGAAGAGCAAGCUGGUGUUAUGCUAGAUAGUUGACAUAAAACCCAGGUUACCAUGAUCGCUUGUGACCUACUAGUUAGUGUGUUAUAUAUGUUUGAAUGCAUCGUUGCUCUUUCCUGAGUGAAUGACGUGUCUUAAAUGUGUACACCAGGUCCCCUUGUUUCAGCCAGCAGAGGAAAUGGCACAAGCUGAGAACUUGGUCAUUCCCACCACCUAAAGGAGCGGUAUAUUGGAAAAACGUGCCAACGUGGGUUUUCCUCUUGAAUUUUGUAUGUCAGCUGGAGUCAUCCUAGGACUCUCUGGCACUAAAGUUAACAAAGAAUGGGUUAUGGGUCAUAUCAGCUUUAAGUGCUUACAUGCAUCAUAAGCUAAACUGCUGGCUUGUUUGUUCAGAUGAUGUUACUCAUUUACUGUUGGGUAGCGAUGGAGAAUAUUAAAUCUUCCAGAAUUCCUUAGCUCGUGCUCUUUUCAUAUAGCAUCUCUGGUUAGUUCCCUUUCAGGCUUAUGCAUAAAGAGUUUUAGAAUUUUGAAGCAGCACAUCCAGAAACUAUUAGCAGUGACUUCAGAAACACGUUUAGUUCUUGUCGGUACCAGAGAGGGAUCUUGGCCUCUUCAGAAGUACUGCUAGCUGAAUGAGUGAAAUGUUCUGUUGGCCUGGUAGGAGAGCAGCAUCUGUAGUCAGCCACAGACAGAAGGAAGUGCUUAGGUCAAUUGUUUACAAAACAUUGCUGUUGAGCUGUGUCUUGUGUUGCCCUCACAGCAGGUAAUGCAUCCCUAAGACUGCGCAAGUCUUGCCUCAUCCUGUCACCUAUGUGAAAUAAUACAAAAUUGUCUAUGAAAUUCAUUUUUCAGAGGUGUAUGAUUUUGACUUAGCUUUUACUUGGAAAGCUUUUACCGUUACAUCAAUGAGAGGAGGAUGGAGAAAGCUUUUCUCAUCUCAUUCAAUUUCUUUGGCUAUUUGUAUGUAUUUCUUGUUUCUAUGUUUAUUUUGUUUAAGACGGAAAAUAUAAACCCAUUUGUGCAUUAGUCUUCCUUGGUGCAACCUCUGAGAUAAAUGUCUUUCUCCUAGUUACCUUAGAAUUUUGUAGAAAACCCAGAUUGUCUCAUUAUUAUGACCUUGUUUGCUUCAUGUUUUGAUUGCUGUAAGCAGUUCGACUAUUUUAAAUUUAUUUGAAAGACUGUUGUAUGCAGGAGUUGAUAAAAGACGUCCCAGCUCUUUAAGCCUAUGUUAGCAGUGGCUAUCUUAGUGGCAAUUUAGUAGAUACAAUCAUAUCUUCCACUAAAGAAAGAUAACAUUAAAAAGCUGCAUGAAUGAUGAUGCUGUUCUAAGAAAGUAGUGCAUUCUGGCAGGUUUGAAUGGUAGCACAGGG
Messenger RNA from Cygnus olor (mute swan), 3172 nucleotides. RefSeq names its product ring finger protein 8 (gene RNF8). Gene Ontology annotation, cellular component: nucleus; ubiquitin ligase complex; cytosol. Gene Ontology annotation, molecular function: ubiquitin protein ligase activity; histone binding. The transcript is spliced from 8 exons. Gene Ontology annotation, biological process: double-strand break repair; ubiquitin-dependent protein catabolic process; protein K48-linked ubiquitination. The record is from RefSeq and is a predicted model, not a curated record. NCBI's taxonomy places the organism in Eukaryota, Metazoa, Chordata, Aves, Anseriformes, Anatidae. The coding region runs from base 166 to 1587 and encodes 473 amino acids.